This is a messenger RNA of Carica papaya (papaya), 1985 nucleotides long. The record is from RefSeq and is a predicted model, not a curated record. NCBI's taxonomy places the organism in Eukaryota, Viridiplantae, Streptophyta, Magnoliopsida, Brassicales, Caricaceae.
AAGUCAAAGAAUUUGUCUGAUAAAAAAGAUGGAAGAAGAGACCAGUCAACCAAGAAUCUUGUCUCGUCCGCAUCGCAAAAACGCGGUUUUGGGCCAUUAUUACGGUCAAACCAUCUCUUUCCUUCCCCGAACACAAGAAGCAGGACAACAAAGGAAGCUCACCAACUCCCAACUCCAAAUCCAACCCGCAACAGAUAACAAAUACCAACAAUAACAUUUCUUCUUCUGAAAAAGAGAAAACUAUGAACAGUCGCUGCUGUUUGUGAAUGAGAAAUUUAUCUUCUAUGGAAAAACCCACAGGAGGAGGAGGAGGAAGCUUUUGCUCAGGCCUGGAUGCUUUGACUACCACCCUUAGCAACUCAAUCCAAGCUCUGGGUCGUGGUUUUGAUGUCACAUCGGAUAUCAGACUAUUGUACUGCAAAGGAGCUCCUGGGUCGAGGCUGAUUCACAUUGAUGAAGAUCGUGGAGUAGAUCUUCCUUUAUACGAUGGCGCUGUUCUGUUACGUAAUGUGCCUGUUGAUAUUGAGUGCUCAACUGAGAUGAGGAGCAUCGAGAGGAUUCCAGUUUGCAGUUUCCAUGAGAUGGCAGAAUACUUCAAUGAGAAAUCUGGUAUAUCAGGAUGCAUUCCACUCGGAAACUUUAAUGCCAUGUUCAAUUUCACUGGUUCUUGUUUCAGUUUUAUUGAAAAUUAUGGUACACAUAUAGUUACAUCUGCAACAGUUGGUGGAAGAGAUGUGGUUUAUAUCAGGCAGCACCAAUCAUCUCUAUUGUCUUUGUCGGAUAUUGAGAACUACGUCCAUGAUAUCGUGGAGCAUAGGUUUGUGAACUCAGAAGACCAGUCCAGUGCUGGCCCCUUAAAGUACAAGGACAAGGAUGUUACAGUGAUUUUUAGAAGAAGAGGAGGUGACGAUCUUGAGCAGAGUCAUGCCAAGUGGGCAGAAACAGUCAAAUUGGCCCCUGACGUAAUUAACAUGACAUUCACCCCGAUUGUUUCUCUGCUUGAAGGAGUGCCUGGACUAAAGCAUUUGGCCCGCGCAAUUGAGUUAUAUUUGGAGUACAAGCCUCCAAUUGAAGAUUUACAAUAUUUUUUGGAUUUUCAACUUGCUAGAGUUUGGGCUCCAGAACAGAGUAACAUCCAAAGAAAGGAGCCUGUUUGUCCAUCCCUUCAAUUCAGCUUGAUGGGUCCCAAACUUUUUAUCUGUCCUGAUCAGGUUAACUGUGGCCGUAAACCAGUCACUGGACUUAGGCUUAGCUUGGAAGGCAGCAAGCAAAACAGACUUGCUAUCCAUUUGCAACUGGUAUCUCUUCCAAAAAUCCUUCAACCUCAUUACACACAUGUUGCCAUAGGUGCACCAAGAUGGAAAGGUCCAGAAGAGCAGGACAGCCGCUGGUUCGAACCUAUAAAAUGGAAGAACUUCUCUCAUGUAAGCACCACUCCAAUAGAACACACUGAGACCUGCAUUGGAGACCUUUCUGGAGUUCAUAUCGUCACGGGUGCUCAACUUAGUGUCUGGGAUUUUGGCUCCAAAAAUGUAUUACAUCUUAAACUCCUUUUCUCCAAAGUACCAGGUUGUACAAUAAGGCGGUCUGUCUGGGAUCACAGUCCCACAAAGCCUUCUUUCCAGCGUGCUGAUGGUGCAUCUUCGUCUGUUCCAAAUGAGAGAGUGUCUGAUGAUAAGAAGGAAGAUAGUUCAAGUCAAAUCAGAAAACUAGCGAAAAUUGUAGACAUGUCUGAAAUGUCCAAGGGACCGCAAGAUACUCCUGGCCACUGGUUGGUCACAGGGGCUAAGCUAGGCGUUGAUAAAGGAAAGAUUGUAUUACGCGUAAAGUACUCCUUACUAAAUUAUUGAUAGAUGUUUUCUUCUUUUUUCCCUUUCUGUUUAGUAGGAUUAUCCUCUUCCAUUUGUAAGCAUAGUCAAGCAUUCUUUGCACAGGUGAUCCCAGUUCUUUUGUACUUCUGUACAUUGUUCCCCUUUAGUUUCUUG